AUGGCCAUCACCGACUUUCUAGCAGCCUCAGACAUCACUUCAGCUAUCAACGCUGUAAGGGCAAAGGAUUCCUUCAGCCCGAAGAUGUUUUUUAAAACAGUGGGUUUAUCCAAGAAAACUCCAGUAGAGAUCGAGAGGGUCUUUAAAAUUUUGGACCAGGACAAAAGCGGCUUCAUAGAACAGGAUGAAUUACAACUGUUCCUGCAGAACUUCUCUAAAGGAGCGAGGACCCUCACUGCAGCUGAAACCAGAGCUUUCCUUUCAGAGGGAGACUCAGAUGGAGAUGGGAAGAUUGGCUGGGAAGAGUUCUCUGCGCUGGUCAAGUCUUCAUAAAUCAUACUCAAUCCGUAAAACUUGUGGAAUGGUGACGUUCCCAGAGAUGGACAUCUUUUCCUCAUGUCUAAUAGCCUCAGUGUAGAACAUGGCUCAUCCAUGGAUCGUAUGUGUUCAAAGUAUUUAAAUAUGUUGUAGGUAGGUAGGAAUGUGUAAGUGAUUAAAGUUAAACACAAAUUCAAUCUGAAAUGACCCUCUGUGAUGAGUCUUCCCCUGCAAGAAAAGUGUAUAAUAAAUGUACUUUUCUCAAUGAGAUGUGAA
Labrus bergylta (ballan wrasse) is the source of this 594-nucleotide messenger RNA. Lineage: Eukaryota; Metazoa; Chordata; Actinopteri; Labriformes; Labridae. The record is from RefSeq and is a predicted model, not a curated record.